Arctia plantaginis is the source of this 1758-nucleotide messenger RNA. The record is from the annotation of a GenBank genome assembly. Lineage: Eukaryota; Metazoa; Arthropoda; Insecta; Lepidoptera; Erebidae.
AUGGCUUCCGAAGAAUUGGUGACUGAGCAAUUUCAAUUUUUCGGUAUAGAAGUACCUAAAGAAGUUAUUAAUAAAUGUGUAAGUUUAUGUGAAGAAUACAACAUCGAUGCUGAAUCUUUUAUUGAACAAUGGAUGGCCUUCACUUUAAAUAACUUAAACGGUUCAGCUCCGAAUUUGGAUAACUUAGACACAUUUGCAAGAAAGGAAUUUUCCAAGCCGGCGGCUAUUCUCUCUAACGUACCUUGUAAAGAAAACGGACAAGUGGGUGCCGGUAGAAGUUUGACUGUUUACGGGGCACCAGCGUCAGUUCAAUCGGAAGACAAUGAAGUUCUAUCGAAUUAUAUGGCAACAACACCAAAGAGAAUUAAAGUGGAAAAUGAAUUACCACAGAAUCAGCAAAAUGAUUUAUGUCCUGCCACAUAUUCACCAACUAUUGGAUCUGGAAAGUAUGCAACGAGGAAUAAUCCGGGAGUGGUAGUCCACUCCUAUGGAGAUGAGAAGUUACUACAAACGAUUGCUGAACCUUGUAGCCCUAACGACAUUUUAAAUUUAACAAUUAAACAAGUUGCUAAUGAUGAUGGUGACACAUAUACAAAAGCAAUGUUUGGCUUUGAGAUGCUUCACGAGAAAGCUAGUACAUUUGACAACUACAUCCGCUACAUAUCUCAGGUUAUUAUAAAAAAGUUUGGAAUCACAGAUGUCACAUCAGUUAGACACAAAACACAGGCGGAAGUAUCAGUUGCAGGUCGUAUAGAGUGUGACGCAGACGCACGACUAAACCCAAAGAGUGUUGUACUGCAAGGAACGUGGGAACAAUCACUCAGUCAAGCGGUACCUGUAGAUUUAGACAAUGUGAAGCAGUAUACUUUAUUUCCUGGACAAACCGUUGUUAUGCGAGGUGUGAAUCCUCGCGGAGAUAAAUUUAUAGCUCACGAAGUGUUCUGUGAUGCUUCUUUGCCAGUAGCAGAUCAUAAAGCGGAUAUGAUGAAUACAUUGAAUGGAAAAAUGUCGUUGGUGAUAGCCGCAGGACCAUAUACAACAUCUGACAAUAUGGCCUAUGAACCUCUCAAGGACCUAAUCACAUACAUAAGCACUUCCAAACCUCACGUAGUUAUAAUGACUGGGCCAUUCCUAGAUAGUGACCACACCAAAAUAAAGGACAACACUAUGGCAGAAACAUACAAAUCAUUUUUUGACAAAUUAGUCGAUAAUUUAGGUGAAUUAAGUAAUUCAAGCCCAUUAACAAAAAUAUAUAUAGUAUCUAGUAGUAAGGACGCUUUUCACGUAAACAUCUACCCCACACCAGCAUACUCCAGUCGGCGAAAACACACCAAUCUUUAUUUCAUACCAGAUCCCUGCACAUUGAACAUCAACGGCGUAAUUGUUGGUGUCACCAGCACAGAUGUCCUGAUGCACAUUAGUCAAGAAGAGAUAUCUUCGGGCAUGGCAGGUGACAAACUGUCGCGACUAGCUGGCCAUGUACUAAUGCAGCAGACGUACUACCCGUUGUGUCCAGCUGCGCCCUCUUUGGCGCUGGACGCCGCAUUGUGGGCGGCGCACGCGCAGAUGUCGACCACACCUCACGUGCUAGUGCUGCCGUCUAACUUCAGAUACUUUGUUAAGGAGGUCAACGGCUGCGUCGUAGUAAAUCCUGAACAUUUAACAAAAGGAACAGGCGGCGGUACAUUCGCGCGCAUCUCAAUAGCGAACGACAACAACUCUCAUAAGAGCAUUGCAGCGCAAAUUGUACGCAUUUAA